Molecule: messenger RNA, 597 nt
Organism: Pteronotus mesoamericanus
Lineage: Eukaryota; Metazoa; Chordata; Mammalia; Chiroptera; Mormoopidae
Product: 60S ribosomal protein L12-like
Exons: 1
Biological process (GO): translation
Cellular component (GO): cytosolic large ribosomal subunit; ribosome
Molecular function (GO): structural constituent of ribosome; large ribosomal subunit rRNA binding
Source: RefSeq, a predicted model, not a curated record
AGGAGGCAAAAGUACAACUUUCUUUGGAGGGCCCGAAUCCAGGUUCACCCGACAGGAGCCGCCUCCACCAUGCCGCUGAAGUUCAACCCCAAUGAGGUCAAAGUCGUACACCUGAGGUGCACCAGUGGGGAAGUCGGUGCCACGUCUGUCCCGGCCCCCAAGACCGAUCCCCUGGGUCUUUCUCCAAAAAAGGUUGGUGCUGACAUCGCCAAAGCAACUGGUGACUGGAAGGGUCUGAGGAUUACGGUGAAACUGAUCAUUCAGAACAGACAGGCCCAGAUCGAGGUAGUGCCUCCUGCCUCUGCCCUGAUCAUCAAAGCCCUCAAAGAACCACCACGAAACAGAAAGAGGCAAAAAAACAUUAAGGACAGUGGCAAUAUCAUUUCAUCUUUUGAUGAGGUGGUCAACAUUGCCUGACAGAUGUGACACCGAUCUUUAGCUAGAGAACUCUCUGGAACCAUUCAAGAGACCCAGGGGACUGCCCAGUCUGUGGGCUGCAAUGUCGGUGGCAGCCACCCUUCUGACAUCACAGAUGACAUCAACAGCGCUGCUGUGGAACGCCCCGCUAGUGAAGACCUACAAAGGAAAAUAUUUUAA